Messenger RNA from Perkinsus marinus ATCC 50983, 804 nucleotides. Its product is annotated as purine nucleoside phosphorylase, putative. Lineage: Eukaryota; Perkinsozoa; Perkinsida; Perkinsidae. The coding region runs from base 1 to 804 and encodes 267 amino acids. Gene Ontology annotation, biological process: uridine catabolic process. The transcript has a single exon. The record is from RefSeq and is a predicted model, not a curated record. Gene Ontology annotation, molecular function: uridine phosphorylase activity. Gene Ontology annotation, cellular component: cytosol.
AUGGUUUACGAAGCACCUCAUCUGAAGAUCAAGGAAGGUGACAUCAAGUCUGUUGUCUGCGCUGUCGGUGAUCCUGCCCGUGCUGAACUUAUUGCCACCAAGUACUGUGAUUCCUAUAAGGAGCUUGCUUACAAUCGUGAGUAUCGCACAUUCAAUGUGACGUAUCAAGGUGCUGAAUUCAGCGUUGCCUCUCACGGUGUUGGUGGACCCGGUGCUGCUAUCUGCUUCGAGGAGCUUAUCAAAUGUGGUGCCAAGGUUAUCUUGAGACUUGGUACUUGCGGCUCCCUCAAGCCGGAGACGAUUGAUCAGGGUGAUCUUAUCGUCACCACUGGCUCUGGUGCUGAGGAUGGUGUUUCUGAGUAUCUCGUUCCCAAAGGCUUCCCUGCUGUUGCUGAUCCUACCUUAUGCAUUGCUAUGCGUGAUACCGCCAAGUCCCUCGGAUAUGAUAGGGUCUUCUUCGGUAUUACUGUAGCUCAGUCGGUGUUCUAUCCUAGUCCUGCUCGUGAGCAGAGUCUCGCUUCCUAUGCUGCUGCCGGUGCUAUCGGUGCCGAGAUGGAGAACUCCGCUCUAUUCAACGUUGCUUCAAUCAGAGGUAUUCGUGCUGCUGCCAUUUGCACAGUUGAUGGAAGCCCAUUGAAGUGGGAUGAGGGUGACUACGAUCCGCAUGGCACUAAGGUCGCUGAGGGUAAAGAUCGUAUGCUCAGGACCGUUGUUACUGUGCUAAGAGAAUGUUCUGAGAAACCUUUAGAAAGGUUGUUAAUCCUCAUCAUUCAUAACUACCAUCUGAUAUUAAAUGAGUAUUAA